Molecule: messenger RNA, 8945 nt
Organism: Thalassophryne amazonica
Lineage: Eukaryota; Metazoa; Chordata; Actinopteri; Batrachoidiformes; Batrachoididae
Gene: sbno2b
Product: protein strawberry notch homolog 2
Exons: 32
Coding region: 287-5194 (1635 amino acids)
Biological process (GO): regulation of DNA-templated transcription
Cellular component (GO): nucleus
Molecular function (GO): histone binding; chromatin DNA binding
Source: RefSeq, a predicted model, not a curated record
AUCUUUUCGGUAUUCAAAAUGGCACCGUCUCAAUCAGGAAGUGGAAAAAGCAACUAAGAAGAACAAGUUGGAUAAAUUUCAUUAUUCCUCUUAUUUUGAGGCCAGUAUUUGUUCAAAACCAGGCUGUGUACACGGGGCAUGGACUCGGUCUAAGUUACAUCCGGACGGACAUGGACAAAAAUUGUUCUUGUUAGAACUACUUACUCAGACACAGCCGGCAUAUUGGUGGUGGUCGGAAAGUGCACAGACUAAACUUGCUGGUAAUCAUGUGUGACUCUUUGGUCUGAUGCCCAUCCUCCCCUCAGUGCUGGCAAUGGACAGGGAGAACUACCUGCAUCCUGAAGGCCCUCAGCUGGACACCAGCUUCUUCUCUACAGCCUCUAACAUGGAAAGUUCACUAUACACCUCCUCUGCUUCCUGGGACUCCUUUUCUCCGCAGGCUGGAUACAGCAUACACUGCCCUAUGCAAUCUGGAAACCAGCAAUACCACUUAAACAGCAGCAGCACCAUGACCACUCCAGACAUGCACAUGGACCUGUACUCAGGAUUCUCUAAUGUGGACUUUACCAGCUUCAACCUCGCUCGGAAUGGAGACUUCCCUCAGGACUUGUCCUCCUGCAUUGAUGACUUCUCCACAAACUCUCUGUUCUCUUCUCCGGCGGACUCGCUGUCAGAGUAUGCUGACGCCCAGACGUUCAUCAGCACAGAUAACCUGGACACGGUGCCUACCAUUUGGGACAUCAACACUAGUACCACCACCAUUCCAACCCAGAGCCAACUAGAGCUGAAUGGCAGCAGCAGCAGGUUUCAGGGCUUGGCCAGUUUGGAGGAUAUUACUGCUAUUAUCAACACCCCACCAUUAGGAGGAUUGCAGGCUCAGAAGACUCAGUCACCACCAGAGGAAGAAGAGGAGGUAGAGGAAGAAGAGACAGAGGAACUGGGACAAGUCGAUACAUUUGCGGAUUACAAACCUUCCAAAUCUACUAUAGGAAUUUCUCAUCCUGACAAAGUUGUGGAGACCAACACACUAUCUAGUGUCCCGCCUCCUGAUAUCACGUACACACUGUCUAUCCCUGCAUUGACUAUUAAUAGUGGGCAGCUGUCUGCUCUGCAGCUGGAGGCCAUAAUCUAUGCCUGCCAGCAACAUGAAGUGAUCCUUCAGAACAAGCAGAGAGCAGGCUUCCUGAUUGGAGACGGAGCAGGGGUUGGAAAGGGACGCACUGUGGCCGGAAUUAUUCUAGAAAAUUACCUAAAGGGAAGGAAAAAAUCUCUAUGGUUCAGCAUAUCCAAUGACUUAAAAUUUGAUGCAGAGCGAGAUCUCAAAGAUAUAGAUGCACCAAAUAUUCCUGUGCAUGCCUUAAACAAAAUAAAGUAUGGAGACACAGCUACCUCAGAAGGAGUCCUGUUUGCGACUUACUCUGCCCUGAUUGGAGAAAGCCAGGCAGGAGGGCAACACCGGACAAGAAUUAAACAGAUUCUGGACUGGUGCAAACCAGACUUUGAUGGAGUCAUUAUUUUUGAUGAAUGCCACAAGGCCAAAAAUGCCACCUCUACAAAGAUGGGCAAGGCAGUGCUUGAUUUGCAGAACAAGCUACCACAGGCCAGAGUGGUAUAUGCCAGUGCUACGGGUGCCUCUGAGCCAAAGAACAUGAUUUAUAUGAGCCGCCUGGGAAUCUGGGGUGAGGGCACGCCCUUCAGAUCCUUUGAUGACUUUCUGCAUGCCAUUGAAAAGAGAGGUGUUGGUGCCAUGGAGAUUGUUGCCAUGGACAUGAAAGUUAGUGGGAUGUACAUUGCCAGGCAGCUGAGCUUCUCAGGGGUGUCUUUCUGCAUUGAAGAGAUCGGACUGGACAAUGACUUCAAAUUGGUCUAUAACAAAGCUGCCAAACUCUGGGCAGAGGCAUUACAGGUCUUCAUGCGUGCAGCCGAUGAGUUGGGCCUGGUUAGCAGAAAGUCUCUCUGGGGGCAGUUCUGGUCAUCUCACCAGAGGUUUUUCAAGUACCUCUGCAUUGCUGCUAAAGUCCGCUGCCUGGUCGAGCUGGCCCAAAAAGAGCUGGAGGCAGGGAAGUGCAUUGUUAUUGGGCUGCAGUCUACUGGAGAGUCCCGCACUAGAGAGGUUCUGGAUGAGAAUGAUGGGCACCUCGACAGAUUUGUUUCGGCAGCAGAGGGAGUGUUCCAGUCUCUUGUGCUAAAACAUUUCCCGUCAGAGAAACAGAGGAGAGAAAAAGUGACAGGGAAUAAGAGAAAACGUAAACCACGAGGGCGUCAGGCCAAACUCUCCAAGCACACAGUGGACAGUGUCGGCGUGAUCAACAUCAGCGAUGACAGCAGCAGUGACUCUGAUGGUAUCGACACAGACUCCAACUCAUCCCCAGACUCUCUACUUGACAAUGACGAUGUCAUCUUUGUAAACCACACGAGCUACCACACCGCCAGGAUAGAAGAGAUGAAGCAGGGCCUCCUCAACAAAAUAUCUGAACUUGGAAAAGAACUACCUCUCAAUACCUUGGACGAGCUCAUUGAUAGGUUUGGAGGACCAGAUAAAGUCUCAGAGAUGACUGGUCGUAAGGGUCGUGUGGUUCGACGUCUUGAUGGCAGCGUCCGUUACGAGUCACGAGCAGAGCAGGGUCUUACCAUUGACCACAUCAACAUCAAGGAGAAAGACCGUUUCAUGAGUGGAGAGAAGUUGGUGGCCAUCAUCUCUGAGGCGGCCAGCUCUGGGAUUUCCCUACAGGCAGACAAGCGAGUGAAAAAUCAGAGACGUCGGGUUCAUAUGACCCUGGAGCUGCCUUGGAGUGCAGACAGAGCUAUACAGCAGUUUGGACGCACUCAUCGGUCCAAUCAGGUGACGGCACCAGAGUACAUCUUUCUUAUCUCAGAGUUGGCUGGGGAGCGCCGCUUUGCCUCCAUUGUUGCCAAGAGGCUAGAGAGCCUGGGAGCUUUAACUCAUGGAGACCGAAGAGCCACUGAAUCGAGAGAUCUGAGUAAAUACAAUUUUGAAAACAAGUACGGGACCAAGGCUCUAGAUAAAAUCACCAAAGCUAUCCUUGGCCACAUAGACAACAAGGUGCCCCCUCCCAAAGGCUACCCUGGGGGUGAUGCCAUGUUCUUCAGAGAUAUGAAACUUGGAAUGAUGGAUGUGGGCAUUUUUUGUAAAGAGUCUCGCUUUGGGCUCAGCACUGAGAAAGACUGCAGCAUCACCAAGUUUUUAAAUCGUAUCCUGGGACUGGAGGUCCACAAACAGAACUAUCUCUUUCAGUACUUCACGGAAAACUUUGACUACCUAAUUGAGAAAGACAAGAAGGAAGGCAAAUAUGACAUGGGAAUCCUAGACCUUGCUCCAGGUAAUGAUGAGAUCCAUGAAGAGAAACAGGAAACUUUCUUGACAGCUGGAAAUCCUCAAGAUGGGCAGGUUGUCCUCUACAAGAUCAGCGUAGACAGAGGCAUGACAUGGGAAGAGGCCUACAAAAGGUCACUGAAUCUCAGCAACCCCGAAGAAGGAUUCUACCUGUCCCAAAAGUUGCGAGGUAACUAUCCGUGUGUGCUGCUUGCUGAGCAAGGAAGAGGCAAGAAUUUAAUUGUCUACAAGCCCAACAUUGGUAAACAGACACACCCGGAAAAUCUGGACAACCUGCUGCUCCGCUACCGGAAGGUUACUCCAGAGGAUGCCAAGGAGAACUGGGAAAAUCACUUCACUUUCUCUUUCAAGAAAUGUAGCCAUGCUAACUGGAAUGGAAAGUGUAAGAAAAUUGAGGAAGGCCAGGAGUGUAUGCUGGGCAUGCGCCUCCGUCAGUACCACAUGUUGUGUGGUGCUCUGCUGCGUGUGUGGAAACUGGUGUCUGAUGUCGUGUCUGAUGUCACCAGCUCCAGCAUCCUGCAGAUUGUUCGCCUCAAAACUAAACAGCAUAACAAACAAGUUGGUAUCAAGAUCCCAGAGAACUGCGUCUCGCGAGUGCGUGAGGAGCUGUUGCGUAUGGACGAGGAGGUCAAGAGGAGGCGCAAGAAGAAGGAGCAAGAGGCUAUGGAGCAACGACUGGCGGAGGAACAUCGGCGCAAACUGGAGCAGGAGAGCAAACACCUUCUGGCAAAUCUGUUCAACACAAACCCUAUCUUUAACCAGUCCAUCAUCCAGUCGUUUACCCAGAACCAGGCUUUCAAACUGAAGCUGAACCAGAACCAUCUGCAGCCAACACAAAUGCUGAGCAUGUCCCAGCUACAGAGAGUGUCUUCCCAAAACCAGUUACAGCAGCCCUCUCAGAACUUAACCCCCUUGCCUUUACAGAGAAAUCCAAGUCAGACCCAACAAAGGACCCACAUCAGCUGGCCGAACAACUCCUCCUCAACCUGCACGACAAGCCAGAACUCCCUUCCCAACGCCGCUGGCCUCAACUCCCACUUCUCACAGUUCUGUCCUGAGUCUUUCUUGUCAUCUUUCACACCCAUGAAGAGCCCCACUCUUCCACUCCAUCAGACCGCAUCUUGUCCCAGCUUGUCUUCCAAGAAUGCCCUGGAUGAGAUCUUGGAUCUAACAGUGAACACACCAUCGCUGUCCUCCGAAAGUACAGAGGGCGGGCUGAGUCUGGGCAGUCUGACAGGGCACUCUGCAGCGUUUGGAGAUGACUUUAGUCUGGAGUCUCUGAUCUCUCAGAGUGUCCCCAGCGCUCAACACUCAGCACAAGUAGAGCCACCACCUUCUGUUCUACAGCAGCAGCAGCAUGUGCAGGCUGUGCCGCAGCAGAACCACAGCCUGUUGGCAAAUAACCACCACCACAACUUUUUAGACUACUUUGAUUUCCCCUUGUCCCCUCGAAUGACUACACAAAAAGCCAGCCCUCCUUCUUCUUCUACCUCCUCCUGCUCUUCUUCCACUUCCUCCACCUCCUCUGUGACAAACAGUUUGGUUUCUCACAUCUCCACCGAACUCCUGCCCACGUCUGCCCUCAUCCCCACGUCCUCUUCCUCUUCUCUUUUCUCUAGCCCAUCGUCCGCCCCUUCCCUUUUUUCUGACUCUUCCUCCUCCUCCUCCUCUCACUUCUCUUCUGCCUGUCUCCUUCCUGCUUCCCAGCCUCUGUCUUUACCCAAUGGUCACUGCAGUUCUGGUGUUCUGGACGUCCGUGAAGCUCUGAACAGCAUGUUACAAGCUGGACCGGACCGCAAGUCUGUCAUUAUGUACCGGCCGCAAGACUCACAACUUUAAACAGCGCAUCUGUACUUUGUAUUUAGGUGUUUUUGUUUAGUCUUUUAAAGCAGGUUUUGUCUUGUUUGCUGCUUUCUGUGGUCGCAUCCUCGGACCUGCUCCCAGUCCCCUCAGGGCCUCUAGUCAAAUCACUGCCUGUCCUGCUCUCAGCUCACUCUGCGCUCUGUUCACAGAUAGGCUGGCUCCAUCAAGAUCUGAGAUCUACACAAAUGUGAAAGGCAGCUGUAAAAUAAUAAUAAUUAAUAAUAAUAAAUGUGAUCUCCCCCUCCUCCCCAUUAGUUUAGGAUCAUAGCCAUGUGCUCAUUUUACUAUGGCCCCAUUUACACCUGGCAUUAAAAUGUGUUUUUGGUGAUCAGACUGCAGCGCAUCACCAUAUAAAAUAACAAGUAUAAAAGCACCUGAAAUACAUUGUAGUAGUCUGAUCUCCCAACCCAGAUCUGAAGGUGGUCAGGGGCACAUUGUGACCCCAUCGUACUGUCAUGUAGGUGGAAACUGGUGGUGCUACUUCAUGGGCACUGUGAUUUUUUUAUGUUGCUUACCACGUCCCUCCUCCCCAGUCGUAUGACUGAGCACAGGUGCGUAUCUCUUCUGGAUAACACAGACUACAGUCUUCUGCAAAUAAAGUCAAAGCUUUAAUGAUGCAUAUAUGUGGUGCCCCCCAGUACCGACUGUGUUCCCGUAUCCGUGUCCUCAGCAUUCUCCUCUGCCUUCGUCUUCAGCAUUCCUGUUGCUGACAGCAUUUUAAGAAAGAAAACAUAACACAAAAGUACAGCUACCACUUUUUGUGGGGGGUAGCUCACUCGCACCUGUGGAGGCGUGACGCGAGCUGAGCAUCGACUCGUAUCCAGAUUUCAGUGAAGUCAGUGUAAAGCCAUUUUAUUAGCAGGUGUAAAUGGGGUCCGUGUCAUAACCAUGUUUUAUUAAAGAUUCCAGCUGUCAAAACAAGCUCAUUAUCGAGGUGGUUCUAUUCUUCCGGUCAUCCGGAAUUCAUAGAACUGUAGUACAUACAUGAGUCUUGAUUGAACCUCCUGCUGCUGAUUUUUAGAAAGUUUGUUUGGCAAAGUUCCUGGAAGUUGUGAAUGUCAUUUGCCAGUUAAAACCACACCUUUGGACUUUGCUUUGCCAUCGACUCGUAGCUUCACAGUUUGAAUAAAACAAAGACUCGGUUUGAGUGAAACUAAAGCUUCAAUCAAAAGCUAUUGAUGAACUGGAUAAAUUUUUUUUUUUUUUUUUUUUUUAAACAGACAAACUCUUUUAAUUAGCCAUGAAAUGCCUUAGUUCUUGUUUCUUUUCCAUGCGCCCUCUUGUUUCUCUCCCUGAUUGUAUGAACACUAGUGUGAGGAAGAGCAGUCUGCUGUUGCAAACAGUGCCUUUGGAAAAUAUAUUAAUGCAGUCUUUACAAAUCCGUGUAGCCUAAUGUAUAGAUUUGUAUUUUUAGAGGGUUGGUUUUAAUUAUAAUUUAAUAUUUUGUAUUUAACUGCAAGGCCCAUUCAGUCAGUUGUCGGUUUGACACUAUGCUAGUGGUGGGUUUCAGGAACAAACCUCCAUCCGGCCCGUCUGCAUUCGUCUGAAGAAACCACUGCACCUCCUCCUGACCCUGUGUGCCCUCUGUGCCUGCAGGGGUCACAGAGGUCACACAGGGGUCACAGGAUGACUGUUGAGCAGCGUGAAUGAGAGCUGUCCAAAGUGGUAUCGCCUUCAGUUAAUGAUGUGAGUCCUGGAUUGAUUAUGAAGUUCUCAGGAAAGUCUAGACAUUUUUUGUGUGUGUGCGUGCGUGCGUGUAAUUUACACCAAUCGUGAUCUUGGGAUUUACAGCAGAUGAUUUCAAAUGUUCUCAUUUUUAGUGUCUUGAGUUGUGAGAGGAGCAUUGUACUGCUGUCUUCAACAAUAUCUUCACUUUGUUCAUGUAGCAUGAAGGUCUAGUUCAGUCUUCUUGAACAACAAGUAAAAGAAGAGCGUAACAAGUGUCUGGCUAAAUGUGUGUUCAGGCAUCGAGGCUUUAAAAAUGCAUGAAACAUUUGGAGAUUGUAUAGGCAUUUCGAACCAGCCGGAUCGGAAUGUUUUUUGUGGGACGAUAAUGCGCUGUAGUCAGUUUAUCACAAAAUGCCAGGAAACAUAGAACUGAACGGAAAGCAAUAAAACCGCAGUCUAAAUUUAUUAUUAAAUACAAAUGCCUAAGUACUGUUUAUGGUCAACAGACAAUGUUUGUAAUUAGCUUUGCAUGCUAUCAAUUAGAUUCUUCUUAAUGGUCUUGUGCUUGAUUAUUAGUUAAACAGAUUCUGAAAUGCAUACCACCUUUGAGUAGUACGUUUUCAUGGGAUGAACGCAAUGCAUUCUUGAUGUUUUAGCCAUUGUUGUAUAAAUAUUAUUGCUAUUUAUAUUUAAUGGAUAUUUAGAUUUUAGACAUGUUAUCCUGCUUGUUAGAAUAGUUCAAAUAUUUGGUCAGGGAAGUUUCUAGUUUUCAAGAUUACUAUCAAACAAAUGAUGAUAUAACCUGCCACCAAAUAAUAUUGCACUGUUCUGUACUGUUGUACGGCAUCUUGAUUUAUUUCUGCUUCUUUCAGUUUGGCUUCAGUCAAGUGGAGUUUUUGUUCUGACUUGUAGACCUUUGUCAGGCCUCCGGUUUGCAGAGAGAUACCAAAGUAUUCCACAGAUCCCCCAAAACGUACAGGCUCCAUGAUAUCAGUCUCAGGAAGAAACCUUCAGGAGGUGUAAUGGUGGGCCCUUAGCAGAAAUAUAUACUUUUCCUUUAUAUCAUUGGUGAGACUAACCAGUACAUUUACUCUAUUUUUGUGACUCUGUGCUGUGACUCUUGCUGUAUUUUUGUUGCAGACUUAAUGUGAUGGGGUUUGUUGUUCGUCCUUGUGAAAAUGUCAGUGAUUAUAAAUGUUUAUGCCUUCUUAGGGCAAAGAUCAAAGGCCCUUUCUUUUUAAGAAACUUUUUUUUUCCCUGUGGACAGUUUUGUGUUGCAGAUGUUGAAUUUACUUUUAAACCUGGGUUUUGCUAAAAUGUGCAAUCAGUCUGCCUUUAGCCGUCACUCAGUGAACACUUUUAACAUUAGACUGACAAAAUACAGUAUCUCAAAUGUACAAUUAUUUCUUUUUUUUUAAUUAGCUUUUAAUAUUCAUCAUCAGGCACAUUCCAAGUCAUUUGCCUUCGGUUUCAUGUUCCGUCAUUACACUCGUCAUAAAGCUUUACGCAUCGGAGGGAAGAGGAAUGAACUGUUUUCAGUGCGGAAAAGGAUGGUAUUUUAUUUUUUAGUGUCGUUUAAAGUCUCAUUUUAUUUUGCACUAAGAAUGGCAUAAUCAAUUUACCGUUGUUAGUUAUGAUUGAGACUUGCAAGUUUUUGUUGCUGGUCUUUUGAUGGAUUUGCUAUCUGUAUACUGUAACCAUCUUCCCUGUUUCUCCAUCAUUUGCAUAUGUUAUAUAAAUAGCACCACUUUCAAAUAAUUUAUUUCUGACGACAACAAAAAAGAAACAAAAAACAUGCUACUGACUGUAUGUAUUUUUAAACAAAGCCUAUUUUUUCUGUAAAAGAAAACAAAAAAAAAUGUGUUCAGCACUUUUAUUCCGGGUUGUGCUUUUAUUUUCUAUAUAUUUAUAAUUUAGAUCUAAAUGUAUAUAUUGUAAAAUUUGUGCCUUUCAACUAAUUCUCUAAAAUGGUUUUCUACUCGUUAAAGGAAGGACUAUAUCAAAUUGCAAUCUUAACUUUGUAAACAAUAAAAAACUUGAAGAUUGCUGGAAUAAGUCA